AUGCAUUCGAUUGGCCGCGUACUUGGUGAUCGAAAUGUGCUUUACAAAUACGUGAAUCCAAACCUUUUGGCUGUCCUGACUGCCGGUGGUGAUGCGGCUGCCCAGGCCAAUUCUUUGUCACUCUACCUCAUUGAUGUAGUUGCUGGGCGUAUCGUUCACAGUCAAACACACCGUCGCUGUGGUCAGCCUGUCACUUUAGUUCAUUCUGAGCACUGGAUUGUUGUGAGCAUCCAUAGAGUCUUAGUCAUUUAUAAUAAUGCCACAUAUAUAUUUGUGUAUAUAUAUAUAUAUAUAUACAUAUAA
Messenger RNA from Protopolystoma xenopodis, 303 nucleotides. The record is from the annotation of a GenBank genome assembly. Lineage: Eukaryota; Metazoa; Platyhelminthes; Monogenea; Polystomatidea; Polystomatidae.